This is a messenger RNA of Labeo rohita (rohu), 3572 nucleotides long. RefSeq names its product 4-aminobutyrate aminotransferase (gene abat). Lineage: Eukaryota; Metazoa; Chordata; Actinopteri; Cypriniformes; Cyprinidae. The record is from RefSeq and is a predicted model, not a curated record. Gene Ontology annotation, cellular component: mitochondrion. Gene Ontology annotation, biological process: GABA catabolic process. Gene Ontology annotation, molecular function: pyridoxal phosphate binding. The transcript has 16 exons. The coding region runs from base 311 to 1813 and encodes 500 amino acids.
GCACACAGCUGUGCUGUGCUCUGUGCAAGGCAUCUGACAUUUCCGGGAGCUGCAAGUCUCUCUCUAUUGGCUGGAGUCGGCGGAUCCCCCAGCAAAACCCUCCUCUCGCGAAAAAGGCCAGACUUCAAAUGAUGUUUUAAAGUGUAUCUGUGCUCCUCACUCCAGCGCUCAUCUCCUUCUGUUUCGUCAGCCAAGAACCUGACAGAUUUUACCUCUUGUACAGCAAAAGGCACAAAGGUGAAGUGAAAGGCAGGUGCUGUGUGCUGUCUCUCUCACUCGCUCUUCAUCUCUGUCUCAGUGAGUGCUACACAUGGGUUCCUCACUCCUGACCCGCCAGCUGGCCAUCUCCCUUCAGCAAAACCUGCGUCUCGCUGCUCCAGGCUCCAGAUAUGUCAGCAAAACUGCCACAAAGACAGUUUCAGAGUUUGAAUAUGACGCCCCAUCCAUGAAAACCGCUGUGCCAGGUCCAAAGUCCCAGGAGCUGCUGAGACAGCUUGGAGAGAUUCAGAAUGUUGGAGCGAUUCAUUUCUUCUGCAACUAUGAGGAGAGCAGGGGGAACUACCUGGUGGACGUGGACGGCAACCGAAUGCUGGACGUGUACACACAAAUCUCCUCUAUCCCCAUUGGUUACAAUCAUCCAGCCUUAAUGAAAGUGAUGACCAAUCCAAAUAAUGUGAGUGCAUUUGUCAACCGGCCAGCGCUUGGUAUUCUGCCACCUGAAAACUUUCCAGACAAACUGGUCGAGAGCCUGCUGUCGAUUGCCCCAAACGGGAUGACACGCGUGCAAACCAUGGCCUGUGGUUCCUGCUCCAAUGAGAAUGCUUUCAAGACCAUGUUUAUCUGGUACAGAAAUAAGGAGAGAGGAUAUGCCACCCCCUCUGAGCAGGAAGUUGGCACUUGCAUGAUCAACCAGAGUCCUGGAUGCCCAGAUUUGAGCAUCUUGUCUUUUAUGGGAGCUUUCCAUGGGAGAACUUUGGGUUGCCUGGCCACAACACAUUCAAAAGUCAUUCACAAACUGGAUAUACCGGCCUUCGACUGGCCUAUCGCACCUUUCCCUAAGCUGCAGUACCCUCUGGAGGAGUUUGUGAGGGAGAACGCACAGGAAGAGGCCCGCUGCCUGGAGGAGGUUGAGGAUCUUAUUGUGAAGUGGAGGCAGAAGGGCAAACCAGUGGCUGGCAUUGUGAUCGAGCCCAUCCAGGCAGAGGGAGGGGACAACCACGCUUCCCCUGACUUCUUCAUCAAACUGCGAAAUAUUGCGCGCAAGCACGGCUGUGCUUUCCACGUGGAUGAGGUGCAGACAGGUGGAGGAACAACAGGCAAGUUCUGGGCUCAUGAGCAUUGGGGCCAGGACGACCCUGCUGAUGUUGUCUCCUUUAGCAAGAAGAUGCUGACAGGAGGAUAUUACCACAGGGAUGAACUGCAACCAGACAAACCCUACAGAAUCUUUAACACGUGGAUGGGAGACCCCUCAAAGAAUCUGUUCUUGUCAGAGGUGCUUAAUGUGAUCAGACGAGAGAACCUUCUGGAGGAGGUGACACGCUCAGGGAAGGCUCUUUUGCAGGGCCUUUACGCACUGCAGACGCAGUACCCUCAUAUUCUGAGCAGAGCCCGUGGCCAGGGUACUUUCUGUGCCAUAGAUGCCUGCAGUGAUGCCACACGUGACAGUAUCAUGAUUAAAGCUAGGAACAAGGGUCUGUUUAUGGGCUCAUGUGGGGAAAAGACCAUCCGUUUCCGUCCCGCUUUGGUUUUCAAGGAGUACCAUGUCCAUCAGCUCCUGAACAUCCUGAACGACGUCCUGGCUGAGCAUAAAUAGAGUUCUGGCUGCCAGUUCAGCCUUGAUUAUGAAGCAUAUAGGGGUCCAAGCCCACUUAAGGGUUUAUACCAGCCUGUCACAAUUAAUUGGUCACUGUCUCUCUCUCUCUCUCUCUGUUUUUGUCCGCUCUCUUCCUGUCAUUGCUAAUUAAGAAGGUUAGAAAUCAUUUUUCUAUCUCUUUUUAUUUAGCCGACACAGAUUUUGCCCUGCCACCAUAUUUCUCCUCUUUUAACCGAGGGUAGACAAAUUAAAGAUAUGAAUGAGUUUGCAGGAAUUAUCCCAUCCCAUAUCUCAAAUUACAUAUAUAAAUAAAUCUCUCUUGAUGAAGUCAUUUGAAUAAAGCAAUAUAGUGACCACAGAGACAGGACGGGAUUUCUAAUCGCAAUACGUCUUAUGUCCCUUUAUAUGUCAAAUAGUAACAUGAAACAAUUAGUGAUCUAAUUGUGUACGACACCAAAACUGCAGAAAAGAAGCUAUUGUCUGAUUGAUUAUAUCAAAAUCGAACUAUUUUAUUAUCUACAGAGAAAUUGCUGCAUUUAAAAUGUCUGUAGUGUGUAAUUUUGCAUGAUGCAAGUUGGAAGUUGCAGAGUACCUGAAUAUUACAGUCCUGAAUUAAAAGCAUGUGUGGAAGACAAAUCGUUGGAGCAGCUAUGGCCUCAUUGCAUCCUGAGGCGCUAGAGAGAGCCAAUGGAAAGCUGGAAAAAGUGAAGUUGCAGAGAACUGUAGAGCCUCUAUUCUCAUUUUUAAUAGGACGUCUGUUGAGACAAAAACCUUCAAGCAAUCAGCAAGUCCCUUUAUUAAGGGAAACGCCUCUCAUUUGAAUCCCCCUGAGAUGUAUGAACGUAAUGUUGCCAGCACAAAACAUUUAAAGCACAAUCUGGUGUGGUAACAUGAGGGCUGUGAUAUGCUACAGAGAAUUAACAGGGUAAAUGAAAGGCCAUAAUAAGCGUUUAUUAUCUCAACCGUACGUCCACCUGAUCUAACAAUGAAAAUCUGUCAGAAAAGCACAAGCUUGAAGCCGCUCGGCUUAGUAUCCAUCCUCUGCUCAGGUGAACAUGAUCCCCAGGCCAUGUAAGAAAAGGUUGCGCUGGAUAACAACUAGAAGGUCAUCCAAACUUAAUGGUUGUCAGAGCCCGUAAACGUUUGUGAUCUUUGGGGUGAUUCUCCUCUUCCAGUUGCGCUGAGCUGACAGAGUACACGUCCCUUCAGCUUGGCUCGUUUUAAUAGUCUUUUUGUUUUUAAACACUUAAACCCUAAUACAUACUUACUGUAGUGAGAUUAUGCAAUGCUCAUUGUGUAAGUUUUGUUAGCGAACACUAACUACCAGAUAUUGUUUCCACUUUGUUUACAGCCACAUCAGAAUCGAAUUCCUUAUUUAACUGACAUUAGCAUUAAAUAAUAUGUACAAGAAUCACACCCUCUCUAACAUAGUGUUAUUCUUUCGUGAUAUUGUGUCCCAUAUGUUAGUGUAAUGUAGAAAUGUAAUUCAUGUUGUUUUGGAUGCCUUUAAAUGUUCCUUUUAAUGUUGUGGACAGGCAGCGUGCGACAAGAUGUGAAAGCUGUGCCUGUCUGUUCUCAGCAAAGUCAGUAUUUAAUUGAGAAAUGUGUAUUAUUGAUACAGAUACUAACAAUUCUAAAAAAAAAAAUUGCAGAUGUUUAGAGUUAUGUGUAGAUUAGAAGGAAAUUAUUGAGGUAAUUUCUACAUAAAGUCUAAAUGUUGUCUGAAGAAGUUAUAAAAUAAAUCUGACAUUUUGAUUAA